Messenger RNA from Solanum pennellii, 564 nucleotides. RefSeq lists its product as uncharacterized. The coding region runs from base 1 to 564 and encodes 187 amino acids. The transcript is spliced from 3 exons. The record is from RefSeq and is a predicted model, not a curated record. Gene Ontology annotation, molecular function: nucleic acid binding. Lineage: Eukaryota; Viridiplantae; Streptophyta; Magnoliopsida; Solanales; Solanaceae. Gene Ontology annotation, biological process: DNA integration.
AUGGAUUUCAUCGGUCCGAUAGAGCCAACCACCUUAAAUGGACACAGAUUCAUUUUGGUUGAUACUGAUUAUUUCACCAAAGGGGUGGAAGCAGCUUCUUACAAGUCAGUAACCAAGAAAGUUGUGGCUGAUUUUGUUCGCAACAAUUUGAUAUACAGAUUUAGAGUGCCAGAAUCCAUCAUUACUGAUAAUGGUGCAAAUCUAAACAGUCACCUGAUGAGAGAGAUUUGUGAAAAGUUUAAGGUCACUCAUCCAAAUUCAACUGCUUAUCGUUAUCGAACGAUUGUCAGAACAUCGACUGGUGCUACUCCAUACUUACUAGUAUAUGGAACAGAGGUAGUCAUACAUGCUGAAGUUGAGAUACCGUCAUUGAGAAUCAUCCAAGAAGCUGAGUUGAGUAAUGCUGAAUGGUACGAGUACAAAGGAAAGUUCGCACCGAACUGGCAAGGACCUUACAUGGUUCGCAAAGUAUUAUCUGGAGGUGCUUUGGUCAUGUCGGAGAUGGAUGGCACCGUAUGGACUAAACCUGUCAACUCAGACGUUGUCAAGAGAUACUACGUGUGA